This is a messenger RNA of Metarhizium brunneum ARSEF 3297, 858 nucleotides long. RefSeq lists its product as uncharacterized. NCBI's taxonomy places the organism in Eukaryota, Fungi, Ascomycota, Sordariomycetes, Hypocreales, Clavicipitaceae. Gene Ontology annotation, molecular function: catalytic activity. The record is from RefSeq and is a predicted model, not a curated record.
AUGGCAGACGAGAGAAACCCGGUCCUCUACGAGCCGUCUCCUGAGGGCAUAACCACCAUCACCAUCAACCGUCCCCAUGUCCGCAAUGCGGUGAACCGUGCGGCGGCCGCUGGGUUGGCCCAGGCAUUCCGGGCGUUUGAAAAUGACUCGUCACAGAGGGUGUGCAUCCUGACCGGCGCAGGGGACUCGUUCUGCGCCGGGUACGACUUACACGAGGUGGCCAAGGGGCAGCACGCCUCUCCUGCAGCCCAGCCGGUCGACCGCGUCAACGGCGCCAUGGGGCCCAUGGGACCGUCCCGCAUGGCGCUCACCAAGCCCGUCAUCGCGGCUGUCUCGGGAUAUGCCGUGGCAGGAGGGCUCGAGCUGUCUCUGCUGGCGGACAUGCGCGUGGCCGACGACACGGCCGUGUUUGGUGUGUUUUGCCGUCGCUUUGGCGUCCCACUGAUUGAUGGGGGUACAGUACGUCUUCAGAAGGUUGUGGGACUGGGAAGGGCCAUGGACAUGAUCCUGACGGGGCGGCCGGUCUGCGCGGACGAGGCGUUGGCCUUUGGCCUGGUGAAUAGGGUGGUGGCGGGCAAGGGGGAGGCCGUCCGGGAGGCGAGGAGGCUGGCUGGUGUCUUGCUGGGGUUUCCCGAGAAGUGUAUGCGGGCCGAUUUGGUUUCGGCGCAAUACGCUGCGUAUGAUGCCAAGGGGCUAGAGGAUGCCUUAAGGUUCGAGUUUGAACGGGGCGAAAAGGUCAUUCUGCACGAGAGCGUGGCUGGGGCCAAGAGGUUUGACGGCGGAGCCGGCAGGGGUGGCAAGUUUGAUAAUGAUGGUCGUGGUCGUGGUGCCAAGGGCAGAAAAGGGAGCAGGCUGUGA